AUGAUGGAGGAGAAGAAGACCAAGGUGAAGAUCACAUUCUUCGUCAUCCUGGUGGGCAUCUCCUGCAUGCUGGCUGCCAUGGUGACGGACCACUGGACUGUACUGAGCCCGCCGUUCGACAAGUUCAACGCCACCUGUGAGACGGCCCACUUUGGCCUCUGGAAGCUCUGCAUGAAGACCAUCUUCAUGGUGGAGGAGGACCCUGAGGGCCAGGGCUGUGGCCCCAUCAGUCUGCCCGGAGCCAAGAACUGCUCCUACUUCAAACACUUCACUAAGGAAGAAGAGGCCAAAGGGUUCGAAGCCAAAACUCAGAAAGAGUACAACCUCUCAGCAGCGGCCAUUGCUGUGUUCAGCCUGGCCUUUAUGACCCUGGGGUCGCUGUGUGUCGUGUGCUCCUUCGGGAAGGGGAGGGACUACCUGCUGAGGCCUGCUGGGAUGUUCUUUGCCUUCGCAGGUCUCUGCAUCAUCAUCUCUGUUGAGGUGGUGCGGAACUCCACCAAGCGGAUGAUUGACAGCGAGGAGACCGUCUGGGAACAGUACUACUACUCCUGGUCGUUUGAAUGUGCCUGCACCUCCUUCGUCCUCCUGGUCUUCAGUGGUCUCAGCCUGUUGAUCAUCUCCAUGCCCCAGAUGCCACGCAACCCCUGGGAGACCUGUAUGGACGCAGAGCCAGACUCCAUGGAGCCCUUAGACUAGUAGUAGAUCAGAUUAGACCUGCCCAGAUCAACCCCUGGGAGACCUGUAUGGACGCAGAGCCAGACUCCAUGGAGCCCUUAGACUAGUAGUAGAUCAGAUUAGACCUGCCCAGAUCAACCCCUGGGAGACCUGUAUGGACGCAGAGCCAGACUCCAUGGAGCCCUUAGACUAGUAGUAGAUCAGAUUAGACCUGCCCAGAUCAACCCCUGGGAGACCUGUAUGGACGCAGAGCCAGAGUCCAUGGAGCCCUUAGACUAGUAGUAGACUCCACUAGAACAGACCAGACUAGUCUAGACCAGGGGAAUCUUCAACAAAGGCUGCCAAACCCUACAUGUUUUUAUAGAAUCCAACUGAAGAUAAACUAAAUUGAGGCUGGUGGUGGGGGCAACAGAGUUAAGGAUACAGAUGAAUGAGAGUGGGGCACCCCGCCUAAGUAAUAGUAGAAGGGGAAACACUGCACUACACUGCUUGGUUUUAAGUGUACAGAUAAAGAUGUAAGGCAGGAUCUCUGAGCAGUCCUCGAGGGCCACAGGUUCCUUUCUUUGGUCCUAAACUGAUACAUUUCUGUCAUUGAUUGCAGAGAGUGUCCGCUCUCCUGGUUCAUAUCAUCCGUUACUAAGCAACAGACACUGUGGCACUUGAGGACUGCCCUUAUAUAGGGUGCGUUAGUAAAUUCACCAUGGCAACUUACUUCGAUUUCAGAACACUCUGGUUGGAGGGUGCCAGAGCGCAGAAUAAUUUAUGAAUUUACGAACUGCCUAAACUCGGUUGUUAUGACAGAUUUAAGUAAACAUCGGCUAAAAAACGGAAUUAAAUUGUUGCCAGUAACACAGUUACAGUCACUAACCCUCUUGAUGACAUGAAAACACUCUCGCACUAAUAGCAGCUCUGCAAGGGUGAGUAACAUGUUCAGAGUGAAGUGUUCUCUCAUUUGUGUCUGAAAGUAGCUAGCAAGCAAGCUAAGCAAGUUUAGCCAGUUGGCUUGGGAGCUUGAAGGCCGACGUAAAGUCAGAAUGCUCAGAUUAACCCUACACCUCAGCCAGAGUGUCCAGUGUGCACUCUGAACGCUCAGAGAUCGAAACACUCUGAAUUUACAAACACUCAAAGCACACUCCGAGUGCACUCUGACACUCUAAAGUGAAUUUACGAACGCACCUAUAAUGUACAGUAUUAAAAUGUGGCUUUUGCUAUGAAAUGACCACAGAGACAGAAAGAGCUAAAGAACAUGGCAACAUAGUGAGCUGCUACUACUGUAAUUUAAUAUAGUUUGAGCUGUCUUGUACACUUCUAAUAUACAUUUCCGCUCUAGCAAUCUACAUUUUUGUAAUGAAAUAAGUUAAUGCUUUAAUGAACAUUGCAUUGUAAAUGUUCACCCCUCCAGGCAGCUACAAACAAUGUGUAUUUAUUUAACAUGUAUCAAUGGAUGAAACCAUAUUGAAGCUCCAGUGCAAUGCCUGUACACAGAUCUACUGUAUUAGUUAGGGAGCUACACUGCUGCUUGUUGUUUACAGAGGAAACCUAGAAUGUACAGCCUGUAUACAGUACUUGUAUGUUUUAAACAUGGGCCUAUGAAGAUGAUAGAUAUUAUGUUGUUUUUUGUUCAAUAGAGGCUUCAUCAAACAAUCCAUUGCAAUCUAGCUUGAACACAAAACAUUCAAGCCCACCACAGUGAUUAUUGGACAGAUACAUUGUCUUCACUGAAUGGCAAUGUCUCCCAUUGUGUACCUCUCCUCAUAUUGUAUUGUAUUCUUUCUCUCAAUUCAAUUCAAGGGCUUUAUUGGCAUGGGAAACAUGUGUUAACAUUGCCAAAGCAAGUGAGGUAGACAAAGUGAAUAUAUAAAGUGAAAAACAACAAAAAUUAACAGUAAACAUUACACAUACAGAAGUUUCAAAACAGUAAAGACAUUACAAAUGUCAUAUUAUAUAUAUACAGUGUUUUAACAAUGUACAAAUGGUUAAAGGACACAAGAUAAAAUAAAUAAGCUUAAAUAUGGGUUGUAUUUACAAUGGUGUU
Molecule: messenger RNA, 2710 nt
Organism: Oncorhynchus nerka (sockeye salmon)
Lineage: Eukaryota; Metazoa; Chordata; Actinopteri; Salmoniformes; Salmonidae
Gene: cacng1b
Product: calcium channel, voltage-dependent, gamma subunit 1b
Exons: 4
Coding region: 1-696 (231 amino acids)
Biological process (GO): regulation of calcium ion transmembrane transport via high voltage-gated calcium channel; calcium ion transmembrane transport
Cellular component (GO): L-type voltage-gated calcium channel complex; membrane
Molecular function (GO): voltage-gated calcium channel activity; calcium channel regulator activity
Source: RefSeq, a predicted model, not a curated record